Rubroshorea leprosula is the source of this 2738-nucleotide messenger RNA. The record is from the annotation of a GenBank genome assembly. NCBI's taxonomy places the organism in Eukaryota, Viridiplantae, Streptophyta, Magnoliopsida, Malvales, Dipterocarpaceae.
CAGAACGCAAAACCACUUUUAUUCUUCUUCUUCUUCUUUUUUGCCCCGCUCGCUGGGGUUCUAGAAUUCUCUCAGAAGCUCCUCCUUCUCUGAUGCAUUCAAGCUUUCAAGGGUUUUAUCUAGUCUGCGUAUUCCUGUUGAUUUUUGUGAUUAGUUCCUUUGAUUUUGAGGCUCUUCAAGGGUGUUUCUUUUCUAAGAUUCAACCAUGCCUGCUCUUGUCAAUUGCGGUGGUGAUGAUGAAUUCUAUUCAGGGGGUUCCUUUCAUGCAAAUUCCAUGGAAAUGGGUAGACCGUGCUCAAUUAGUUCCCAUGUGGAUGUUUACUUCCGUCCUUGUAAGAGAGCUCGAAUUAGUGCCCCAUUUCUGUUUGGAGAAACUGACUUUGAGCAGUCUAAGCAAUCAUCCAUUUCUGUUCUUCCCGAUGAAUGCCUAUACGAGAUCUUUAGACGCCUACCUGGAGGCCAAGAAAAGAUCUCCUGUGCUUCUGUCUCAAAACAUUGGCUUAUGCUUCUGACCAGUAUUCGCAAGGGUGAAUUUUUCAAGUGCAAAAACGAUGAGUCAUCAAAGGUGGAUGAGGAGAUCUCUGUUUCUGAUGAUGUGGAAAUGAUCUCAACUGAUGAAGAUGAUGGGUGCCUUACCAGGUGCUUGGAAGGGAAGAAGGCUACUGAUUUGAGACUUGCUGCAAUUGCUGUCGGAACAAGUGGUCAUGGGGGGUUGGGAAAGCUUUCAAUUAGGGGGAGCAACUCUUCUCGUGGAGUGACAGACUUUGGUCUAUCAGCAAUAGCCCGUGGUUGCCCUUCUCUCAAGGUGCUCUCUUUGUGGAAUGUUCCACGCAUCGGGGAUGAAGGCCUGUCUGAGAUAGCUAAAGAGUGUCAUUCCUUGGAGAAGCUUGACCUUUGCCACUGUCCUUCCAUUUCCAAUAAAGGUUUGAUUGCAAUUGCGGAGAAUUGUCCCAAUUUGACAGCUUUAGAGAUUGAAUCUUGUUCAAAAAUUGGUAAUGAGGGUCUGCAAGCUAUUGGAAAGCUUUGCCCCAGACUGCAGUCCAUCUCGAUCAAAGACUGCCCGCUUGUUGGGGAUCAAGGAGUAUCUUGUCUGUUCUCAUCAGGAUCUUCUUCUCUUACAAAGGUUAAGCUUCAGGCCUUGAACAUCACAGAUUUCUCCCUUGCUGUUAUAGGGCACUAUGGCAAGUCUGUGACAAAUUUAGUCCUCAGUGGUCUGCAAAAUGUGACUGAGAAGGGAUUUUGGGUCAUGGGUAAUGCUCAGGGUUUGCAAAAGUUGAUUUCCUUGGCAAUUACUUCUUGUCGCGGGGUAACAGAUGUGAGUCUUGAAGCCAUGGGAAAGGGUUGUGCAAAUCUGAGGCAGAUGUGCCUUCGGAAGUGUUGCUUUGUUUCAGACAAUGGACUGGUGCCUUUUGUCAAAGGUGCAGGAUCACUUGAGUGCCUGCAACUGGAGGAAUGCAAUAGGGUCACACAAUCUGGGAUUGUUGGUAUCCUUUCAAACACUGGACUGAAGUUGAAGUCCCUUGCCCUAGUCAAGUGCAUGGGAAUCAAGGAUGUCGCUUCUGAAACUCCAUUUUCCUCUCCUUGCAGUUCUCUUAAAUCCUUGUCUGUGCGUAACUGUCAAGGAUUUGGGAGUGGUAUCCUGGCUACAGUAGGAAAAUUAUGCCCUCAGCUUCAGCAUGUGGAGCUCAGUGGGCUUUGUGGAAUCACAGAUGCAGGUCUUCUCCCACUGCUGGAGAGUUGUGAGGCAGGGCUCGUGAAGAUGAAUCUUAGUGGCUGCUUAAAUUUGACAGAUGAAGUUGUGUUGGCCUUGACUAGGCUACACGGUGCAACUCUUGAGCUACUCAAUCUUGAUGGUUGUAGAAGGAUCACUGAUGCAAGCUUGGUAGCAGUUGCUGACAACUGUCUUUUUCUAAGUGAUCUUGAUGUGUCAAGAUGUGCAAUCACGGAUUUAAGCAUUGCAGCCUUGUCUUCUGCAGAGCAACUCAGUUUGCAAGUUCUUUCCUUGUCAGCUUGUUCUGGAGUUUCAAACAAGAGCAUCCCUUUCCUAAAAAAAUUGGGCAAGACCCUGAUUGGUUUGAAUCUUCAAAACUGCAAUUCACUCAGCUCUAGAACUGUUGAGCUGCUUAUGGAGAGUUUGUGGAGAUGUGAUAUCCUUUUCUGAUCAAGGAUAAAGGAUGUCUAACCAGGUCGGGUAGAACACUACAGUAAUAAUCAGCUCACGUGGGUAGCAGCAUUAAGCAAAGUUUUUGGUCCAUCAAACCAGACUGUGGAGGGCUCCGUGGCUCAUUUACUUUUUCAGGGAAUUAUGGCAGAUGACUUCAUCCAUCUUUUUGCAGGCUUCCUUUGCAUGAGGAAGCCUGUUUGAACUUUUUAGCCCUCUCUUCAUAGAGGGCUGCAUUUUUCAUAGCCAUGAUUCCCAAACUCAGUUACCAAGUCACGGUUUUGGCUUCCCUAUACUGGUUUGAAUUUGCUAGAACUCUCCUAUCUGGUGUGUUGCUUUGUAGUGCACCAGAUGGUUUGUUUUGAGUCUGUUGUCUUAGCUGUGGUUUUCUCUUGUGAGUCUCUCUGGUUGCUUGAAACAGUUUAUGUUUUGAGUGCUGCAGAUUAGCGGUGGUUACAACCUUGGUUUUGGUUGUUUUUUGUUCUGUUUUUCAUGUCCUAGUUCUGCAGGCUUCUCUUGUAUAUGAAAUGUACUCUGCAACUACUUGGCUACUUAGCAAUAAAAAUUCAAUAUUUGG